AUCGAUUCCACCCACUAGGGGGCAGUCAACAGAUUUCUGUGUUGAGGGCUUCCGUUUUUCUGUCCUGUAUUUUUCAUCUGCGGACUUGGGGUUACUGAAAUCAAACAGAAGAAAUCUGUAAAAUUGUCGAGGUUUUGACUUUGCUUAUUGGUUGAAGACCUUCACAAGAAGGCACUAAAAUGGGCAGAAGUAGAAGCCGAUCCCCACCAAAACGAGAGAGACGGCGCUCUCGCUCGGGUUCUAGGGACCGCGAACGAAAGCGCAGGGAAAGGGAACGGUCCCGUUCUCGAGACAGGGAAAGGCGAAGGAGCCGCUCGCGUUCUACAGCCCGCAGGCGACGCUCAAGGUCUCUUCGCAGGCUACGCUCUUCCUCUGGCUCCCCCUCCAUGCAGAAGGACAGGCGUGACGAUGAUCAAAAUGAUUCCAAGGAUAAGCGGAUUAAGGAGCAUCAGAUCUCGGAGGAAGACAUGCAGGGCAAGACCGAAGAGGAGAUUGAGAUGAUGAAGAUUAUGGGCUUCGGCAACUUUGACACCACAAAAGGAAGGAAGAUCGAUGGAGCGGUCAAUGCACAUGCUAUCAAUGUGUCUCAGAAGAGGAAAUACAGGCAGUACAUGAACAGAAAAGGUGGAUUCAACAGACCUUUGGACUUCAUUGCUUGAAGUAGGAUAAACAACAGACUCAUUAAAGUUACCUAAAAUGUA
This is a messenger RNA of Salmo salar (Atlantic salmon), 701 nucleotides long. Its product is annotated as U4/U6.U5 small nuclear ribonucleoprotein 27 kDa protein. Gene Ontology annotation, cellular component: precatalytic spliceosome. The record is from RefSeq and is a predicted model, not a curated record. Gene Ontology annotation, biological process: RNA splicing. NCBI's taxonomy places the organism in Eukaryota, Metazoa, Chordata, Actinopteri, Salmoniformes, Salmonidae.